This is a messenger RNA of Cladocopium goreaui, 1245 nucleotides long. The record is from the annotation of a GenBank genome assembly. Lineage: Eukaryota; Dinophyceae; Suessiales; Symbiodiniaceae.
GAGGAGCGCCGGGAGAAGGACGCAGAACUCAGUCGUGCUGAGUUCCAUGAGGCCUGUCGUGAAGAACAGCAGGUGGUGGAGCAGUGGCUGAAGCGCAACAUGAGAGAUCUUCUGAAGUCGGCACAGUCCACCCCGAAGGAUCCUCAUGCGCCCCCAGAGCUCAUCAGGAAUAGCCAAACAUCUUUUCGAAGGGCAAGCAAAGAGGACUUGAGAGUGCUGAGUAUGCUCAUGGUGCUGAGCCAUUUCGAAGAAGGUGAAACAAACCUUCAGCGGCAUCCGCAAUUGCUGGAUCUCGUGAGGCAAAAUCGCUGGCUGGAGGAGGAUCCUGGAGCAAUGGAACUGAUUUGUCAAAUUCACAAUCUGCACAUGAAGAGCGAAGACAAAGGUCGACCGCCUGUUGCACCAGCCCAAGAAAACUGCGUCUUCAGGUUUCGGCACAUGUGCCUAAGCGCUGUCAACACGCUGGCAGCUUCCAAGAAAGCUGGCUGUCCGGGUGCCUCAGUAUACCGGAUCCUCGUCAUUUCAGUUUGUCAAUUCACAUUGUUUGCGAUUCAAAUUGCCAUGAGGCGAGAACUGCCGGUGGUGUUUGGAGUCAGUGCCUUGCUGUUCCACCUGCUAUGUCUACCAAAGUUCCAAAUGACCUUCCAGGCUAGACCUGGCCUCGACGCCUUUCCGGGCGCUGUGUCGUGGUUGGUUUAUCCUUGGGAAGCGCGCUUCGCCAGCACUUGUGGAAGGAUUCCAUCCUCAAUUAAAGAUGUGGUGCGCCAUGCUGGGCGAGAUGAAGAUCGUCGCGAGGUCCUCUUUGUGAGAAUUGGUGAUGAGCACAUGACGCAACGAGAUGCCCAAGUUCUCGCGCAGCAAACGUUGUGCGGCCUCGACAGUGUUGCGAAGUCCAUCGGCUGGACGAAGCCGCAUGUGAGGAAGAACAUGUUUCGAAUGAGCGUAGUAGUUGACUCUUCCCAGUUGAGCAUGGCAAAUUGGCUCACCUGCGCGAAAUGCAUGCUUUCGGUUAUCAAGGCGAUUCAACCCUUCGUGUCUCCCUUCUACGAUCGCAUGCCUGGACUGAUCUCUGUGGUGGAUCCACCCUUCGUUGUGAAAAAGGCCUGGUACAUGGUCCGACCAUGGUUGGGCCAGCCGACGCGCGAAGUGGUGCGUUUUGUGCAGACAGAGCCGUCGCAGCUGCCCGAACAGCCCAGGUCGUCGGAUGCCGACACUCAGAAGUUCUGGCUCUUGCACAACGCCUGA